GAUAACAUUGGCCAUCGGCUACUACAGAAACAUGGCUGGAAGCUGGGACAAGGCCUUGGCAAAACGAUGCAGGGUAAGGUUUGUAGGAUCCUCCCCUGCCCUUUUUGUGUGUCUGUGUAUAUAUGUGCGUGUGUGUGUGUGUGUGUGUGUGUGUGGAUGUUUUGCCGAAAAUGAAGUCCCUUUACAGUGUAGCUUAACGGCCUCUCUUAGUUCCCUCCUGUAAGCUUACAAUCACUAAACUUUCUCUGCCCAGAAUGCCAGCGCUACAAUUCUAAACUCACACCAGAUUUAUAACUGUGUAGCUCACUGUAGGACCAAUGACAGUCUUGCUGAUUUUGCUCACCCUUGACAGAAUAGUCAUUUUUUUUUGUCAUCCGUCAGUUUUUCUGGCUGUGACGAGGGUGUUUCUUUGAUUGGCUCUGAACAUGAGAUUCGGGUCCGCUGAUUGGCUUUAAACUCAUCUCUGCCUUUACCUCUCCCAUGAUGUUUUUUUUUUUUUUUUUUUUUUGAAUAGCUUGCAGAAUGAGCCUGAAUCUCCGCCCAUUUCCCCUCCCUCUUCCUUCGCCUCUCAGCCGCUCUGUCGGUUUGCUUGUGUCCACUUUUGUGAAGUGACCGUACACGUGGUAACGUGGGUGUGGUAUUUCCAUGUGGAGUGCGUGUGUGUGUGUGUGUGUGUGUGUGUGUGUGUGUGCGAGUGUCUCACUGGUGAGGGGGUGGGGGUUCAGGUGUUCGGCUUGCCAGGGUAAAAAAAAAAAAAAAAACCUCACACCAUCCUGCCUGCAUAUAUGUCUGUGUGUGUGUGCGUAAUAUAUCUAUAUAUAUUUAUAUGAACAAGCAUCCUGCCAACUCUUCUCCCCUGUCCUGCAAAGCAUGCUGGUUUUCACCUCUCCGACUUGCAAAUCUCGAGUUUUAAGCAGUGUGAGAACGGUUUUAGAAAGCUGACUGAAUAAUAUUGUCAAGGUGAAACUGCUUUAAACUCAAGUAUGUUUAACACACAUCUAUAUUCUCUACAGUAAUGCAAAACACGUAAGAGGCAAUGUCUUUCACAAUCACAUGCAUUAAUAAACCAUGACCCGCAUGAUGGAUGGGGGAAAGGGGAAAGCAGGGUGGUAGUGUCCUUAUUUGGUUUGGUGAAUUGAUCUCUAAAGGUAGAAUGGGAGAAUGGGAUCAUUUUUAAAUAGUUGAUAAGGAUGCAUUGAUACCGAUAGCGGCAUCAGUAAGUCCGAUUCUGUGCUCACUGACACUAUAUGAUGUACUUUGAGGAGAUAUGAUGGCAUUCAAAGCACUGCUCCAGGAAAAUAUCCACAGAAAUGUUUUGUUUAUUUAUAUAUUUUUGGACAAGUAACCUUAGAAAAUAUCUUGAACGUAAAACUUCAAAACGAAGAUGUCUACGCACAACGGCAGGUAAGUGAAAAUAUCAGCUCUUACCCAGUGUGAUGAUAAGCAGCUGCUGUUGAUCAGUGGCAGUGAAGGAUUCUCUCGCAGUGACACCUAGGUCUUCCAUCACGAUUCGAUUUGAUCCAUAAUACUGUGUUCACCAUUGGAUUCUCUGAAAAAUUUUUUAAUGAAGCAAAGUAAUAUUUUAAAAAAAUAAUAGUGUGUUUUUAUUUCCCAGUAAAAUGGCUAUCAACAGAGGUUUAUUCAAUUAUAAGUAUUGCUUCUCCUGAAACGGUGUAAAUUCUCUCAAAUUGUUGAUGGAUUAAUCAAAGUGUCUGACUGAAACAUAAGUUCUGUAGCAGAAAUAGAGCUCCAAAGUUGGCUAAGAUUCCUCACUUCCACAGCCUUGUUCUCAUGAUGAACGUAGUCUAAUGUUUGCAUUGUGACGUCACAAUAUAGCACAACGCUGCAAGUGGAAGCAAAUACGUAUUUUACAUACAGAAGUGUUCAAUUGAAGAAAAUACAAAACCCUCUCUCCUCAACUAGCUAAUGUUUAUAGAGUCUUUUCAUGGCCGUUAUUUAAACUGGGGCAACAUAAUGGAUUAUUAUACUGAGUUUAUGUCCCUAAUUUAUACUAUGUAGAUUACUCAUUUUGGCUUGUCUGAGCCCCAUCUGGUACACUGUCUGGGGAAAACAAAAAUGGUAUCAGUGCAUCCCUGUUAUUUAACUUGUAUCAUCAGCAAACCCAGCUGAUGUAUUUAAGGUAGCGAAGGAUCCCAGGAAGCCGGAGAUGGUGAGAGUGCUUUCCCUGUGAUCACCCAGAGCCUCCAUGGUGAUUGGGUUGUGUCAAAGCCUGUGCUCCUGAACCCCUAAAACCCCCGAGCCCUAACAGUUCACCCCUUGACCCCUGACCCCUCUCUGUGUUCCUCAAUCUUCCUGCUUAACCAAUUGGUGUUUCUUUUUUGCAGCAUUAUGAUCCUGGCCAUGUUGUGCUGAUGGUAAACUUAGUGGACGCACCGACCCUGUACCCAUCAUCGUCAAAUAUGAUGUCAUGGGAAUGGGACGCAUGGAAAUGGAGCUGGACUAUGCCGAGGAUGCAACAGAGAAGCGGCGAGUAUUGGAGGUGGAGAAAGAGGACACAGAGGAGUUGCGGCAAAAAUACAAGGAUUAUGCAGAGAAAGAGAAAGCCAUCGCCAAGGCGUUGGAGGACCUGAGAGCUAACUUUUACUGUGAGCUAUGUGAUAAGCAGUAUCAAAAACACCAGGAGUUUGACAAUCACAUCAACUCUUACGACCAUGCACACAAACAGAGGCUGAAAGAGCUGAAGCAGAGGGAAUUUGCCCGUAAUGUUUCUUCACGUUCCCGCAAGGAUGGAAGAAAACAGGAGAAGAUGCUGCGGCGUAUACACGAGCUGGCGGAGCAGAGGAAGCAGCAGGACUGUGUUCCUGGUAGCGGACCAAUGUUCAAACAAACCACAGUGGCAGUCGAUGGAGAAGAAGGUGGCUUCUCAAGCAUCGAUGGCAUUCCUAUGACCCCAGAUGGUGUGACGGAGGAAUCUUCAGGAGAGGAUAAAGGAAAUGCUGGUGGUUUUGGUCAAAACUCCCCAAAACUGGGACCAGCUAUCAGUUUUUCUCUUCGCAAGAACAGUUCCUCACCCACACCAAGUGGAGGAACCCAUACUCCCAAAGUUAGCGUGUCCUUCUCCUUUGCUAAGAAAGCACCUGUUAAACUAGAGACAGCUGCCGCUGUGUUUGCAGACCAUGGAGAGGAAGCAGUGGAAGGAGAGGAGGGCCAGGAAGAAGUAGUUGAAAAGAUGACCGUGGAGGAAGGAGGUACAGCAUCCAGCACUGACAGCCCGCAGAGUGCAUCAGGUGCAUCAGGUGCAUCUGGUGCAUCAGGUGCAUCAGGUGCCAUGGGUGGAGGGGAUGAACAGCCACAGUCUGAUGAUGGGGGAACCCUGGCCUCCACCCUUAACAAGCUGAAGAUGAUGAUGAAGAAGGAGGAAGGUUACUCCGGGCAGGAGCCGCAAUAUUAUCACUACAUGCCUCCUGCACAUUGUCGAGUGAAGCCUCAUUUCCAGUUUCUGCUCUUCAUGAAGGCUUCUGACCAGUGUGGUAGUCGGGAGGAAGAUGAGGAUGGGGAAGAAGAGCAGAAAGCAGUACAAGUGGAAGGAGAUGGAGGACAAAAAGAGUCUAAAGACAAUGAUUGCAAAUCAGAGAAGGACACUGUGAAAGAGCCUGUGAAAGAGCCUGUGAAAGAGCCUGUGAAAGAGCAGAGUACAAAUUCUUCUUCAUCGCCCAAAGUAAAAACAGAAGAAGUAUCAGAUAUCAUCCCAGGAGUAGUAAGCAAUGUAGAUUCCUCAAGCACUGUUUCCCAGUCAACUGAAGCAAAGCAAGGGUCAUCUGAACCUCAAGACACUGGCCCUCGCAUGCCAACAGGACCCUUUUUUCCUGUUUUAAGUAAGGAUGAGAGCACUACCUUACAGUGGCCAUCUGAACUCCUGGAGUUCACUAAGGCCCAGCCUUCACUAUCCUACAGUUGCAACCCCCUUUAUUUUGAUUUUAAGCUGUCCCGGAAUAAAGCCAAUAGAGGUGGCAAGGCAAACAAAGGUGGUAAACCUACUGAUGGUGGGGAGGGAUCGAAGGCAGAAGAUACCACUAGCAAUGCAGCCACAAGUAGAGAAACUAGCACAGCAACACCACCACCAGGUGGUGACAAAAAAGAUGAAUCUUCCUUGAAAGAAAAGACUGCAGAGGAUGAGAACAAAGACAAGAAGCUAGAAAACUCAGAAGAUAUAGUUGGAGGAUCCAAGAAAAAGAAAAAGAAGAAGAAACACAAGAAGUCAAGCAAAAGAGCCAAACGAAAAGAAAAAGAGAAAGUGGAGGGGGAAAUGGAGACAGAGACACCAGGAGAGAAGACCAAAAAGAAAAAGAAACACAAACGAAAGAAAAACAAAAAUAAAGUACGUGCUGAGGAUGAUGAGAAAGCAGGAGAAAGUAAAGAACAGAAAGACACAGAUGACAAAGGUGGAACCAAUUCCUCGGCUCAUACUGCAGGCGGGACUUCGACUUCAGAUGGAGGAAAGAGAAAGCGGCUACAUAAAGAAGUGUCGCAAAAGGCAGUCUCUCAAGAGGGGAGCACAGGAAAGCCCAACUCUUCAGAAGAGCACAGUGGUACAAAACGUCCCAAAACUGACGCAAGCACAUCAGUGGCAUCCUGCUCCGCUUCUGCCCAGAAAAGUCCUGUGGGCGGUCGACCUCCGACGAGUGAAAGUGACGAAGAUGGAGGGUCAGCAUCUCAGCGCUCACGCCGUCCUCACCGUCGUGCUAGCCCUCCACGUGAACGGCAUCACCGCAGUGAGGAAUCUGGACACUCGGGUCGAUCACGUAGUCGUUCCUCUCGCAGAGGAGACCAUAAUCAUCGACGUAACAGAGGGCAGACAUCUCGUAGUCGGUCGUAUUCAAGCAGCUCUGAGCGUUCCUCGGCAGGAAGCAGCGCUUACAGUCGCCGCAGCCACAGCUACUCGGACAGCUAUAGUGACUACAGUGAUGGAAAACGUCACCGCAGGACAAAAAGACGGUCUUCAGACUCUGAAUACGAGAGGAGAGGUGGUGGACGGUCACGCAGACGGCAUUACUCCUCCUCGUCUUCAGAAGAAGACUCUCGUUCACGUUCGCGCUCGCACAGCCGCAGAAAGCACCAUAGACGGAGGCGCCAUCACAGCAGCAGCCGCAGUUACAGUCGAAGCAGCAGGAGCAGCAGUGCUCGCUCAUACCGACGCAGCAGCUACAGCCGCAGUGGCAGCUCUGUCAGUCGCUCGUCCAGCUCCACCAAAGGCUCACCACACCGGCAUGGUCAUACCCGGCGGGCUGACAGCUCUUCACGGAGACGUGAUUUUAACCGCUCUCGUAUCUACCGAUCACAGUCUCCGAGGUCUUCCUCGUCCCGUGCGCAGCCACGAACAAGCAACUCAACACAAGUAACUAAAGGGAGUGGGGGAGGAGGUGGUGCCUCAGAACAUCGGAACUCUCUCACUGCAAGGCAGCUUCUCGAAAAAGUCCAGUCUCGCAAGGGAGGUGAAGAUUCUGGAACAGGAAGCAAACCAGGCAACAAAAUCAAGGACCCUCCACAGGGCUACUUUGGGCCCAAGCUGCCCCCUGUACUUGGAAACAAGAACAUGUUGCCCCUGUUUGGUAAGCUGCAAGCUGGGAAGAAACCUUCAUUACUUUCUGUUAUGCGAACAGAUGAUGGGGAAAAGUCAGGGCUUGGAAAGGGUUCUGAUACAAGUAAUGAGGUGAUUCUUGUGGAGCCCAUUCGUGAGUUUCCUCCUCCACCCCCACCACCACCUCCACCAGUCCAGCAGCAGCAGCAGCAACAACAACUGGUGGAGGAGUCCCACUCAAAUACUGUGGCUUCAGAUGAGGUCAGAAACCAAGCCUCAGAACCCCAAGUUCUUCAUGAAUCACGGUCAGUUUUUGAGCAGGAUUCAGCUAAGGUUAUGCCUGCAUACCAGGCUGAGCCUGGACAAGACCCCAACAACCCAAUGAUGGAUGGGUGUAUUCUGGGAUCAGACAUGGGCCAGCAAACAGCCAUGCAUGCCUAUCAAGGCUACGGAGUGCCCAAUAUGGAAGAGGAGGACAUGGGCAUGGAGGCUGAAGAGGAUGGCUUGGCACCACUGGAGAGCCAGCCAAUCACAUUUACCCCAGAGGAGAUGGAGAAAUACAGUAAGCUACAACAAGCAGCGCAGCAACACAUCCAGCAGCAGCUUCUAGCAAAACAGGUGAAAACUUUCCCCUCAGCUGCAGCCGCUGCAGCAGCGGCUAAUUUAGCAGCUGCUGCCAGCCUUGCCCCUGCGCCUCCUCCACCACCUGCUGCGCUACAACCAAUCCACAUACAGCAACCUGCUGUAUCUGCAACUUCAGCCACAUCAAUUACAACAGUGCAACAUGCCAUACUGCAGCAUCAUGCAGCUGCUACGGCAAUGGGCAUUCACCCUCACACUCCACACCACGCCCAUCCUGCUCAUGCUCAGCUCGCCCAAGUACACCAUAUACCCCAACACCAUCUCACCCCUAUUUCUCUGUCACCUUUGGGCCAUACAUUAGGCCACACUUUAGGCCACUCAUUAGGGCACACUGGCCUGAUCCCAGCCCACCCUUCUGCCUUUCUCCCUGGUCAACCAAUCCACAUAAUCCCAGCGUCUGCGCUCCAUCAUGCCCCAUUAGCUUUGCAUCAUGUCCCCCACGCAGCCCUUUACCCUACUCUCUUUGCACCACGGCCAGCCACUGCAGCUGCAGCAGCAGCUCUGCAGCUUCACCCACUUCUUCACCCCAUUUUCUCAGGGCAAGACCUUCAGCACCCUCCUAACCACGGAUCGUGAAAAACAAGGCCUGUUCUUUCUUUACAAAAGUUGAAGUCCUUUUUUUUUUUUUAGGGGUGUGAGAGGUAGCCUUGCUUCUAGGUAUCAGUCCUCUUUCCAUCAAUGGUUGCCUCUCAAAUAUAACAUCAGUUGGACAAUUAAAAGGGUAAAAGAAAAAACAAUUAGAUGAAAUUCUGGCUUCUUUCUAAUAAAAAAUUGUAGGGCGGUAGAAGACAAACACCAAAUUGUUUCCCAACAAUUAUGAACCUGAGGAUUUAUUGCAAAAUGAGUUUUUUUGCAGCUGUUAAGCCUGCCACUGGAUCCGUUUUUGGUUGUUGUUUUUUUUGUAACAGUCUGUUAAACUAUAUAUUAUUCUUUAUGGUCUUAUUUUAACCCUGCAGCUAAAGAGACUUUCUGUGGAUAGUAAUGGUGCAGACAUAUAAUCAAGAAUUAUCGUAAACACCCUUUCUCCUUCAAGUUGAAGAACCAAAACAAGAACAGGAAUUAUGUGAGAGGGAUUGAAGCCAUAUUUCAUACCCGAUGUAACUUUCAAUGGUUUGCGAUGAAAAUGAAGAAAACUAAACACAACUGAGGCGCUUAACCUUGAUGUCGAAUGAUGUUGACGUUCGUUCUGUUACACUGUCUUGGGUUGCCCCUAUGCUCUGAUGGACUUAAGUUGCACUGAAACAUGGACAUCGAGAUGCUGCUUUUGCAUCGUUUAAGAACUGUAUGAUUGUAGUAUUCUGCAAUAAUUUUUUUAUUUGAUUUUAAAUUAUUUUCCAGUUUUUUUGAGCUUUCCCUUGUGUAAUUAAAACUUUGUAAAUAGUUAUCAAAGUAUUGUAAAAUAAGCUGCCUUUGUAACUGUUUAAAAUUAGUACAAAAAGGAUGAAUUAAAAAAAAACAAAAAAAACCUAAACACAGAGGGCAAGAAAACAUAAUUUGAUCAGGGCCGGUACAAUAGUGCGUAAACCUGCUGUAACUGGAGCGGUCAUCAGGUGAGUCUGUGAUGUAGAGGGACUUGGGGUUGGGGGUGUUGCUGCAUAAUAAAUUGAUUAAAUGGAAGCAACAAUAUUUACUUUUUUAUUCUUAAUUGAUGUGUCAGAAAAUAAAGCAUUUUGAGACCUUAA
Molecule: messenger RNA, 7863 nt
Organism: Hemibagrus wyckioides
Lineage: Eukaryota; Metazoa; Chordata; Actinopteri; Siluriformes; Bagridae
Gene: gpatch8
Product: G patch domain containing 8
Exons: 7
Coding region: 2429-6757 (1442 amino acids)
Cellular component (GO): nucleus
Molecular function (GO): nucleic acid binding
Source: RefSeq, a predicted model, not a curated record